CCGGUUGUCCCAAUUGGUUCGAUUCUUCUUCUUCUUCUUCUUCAAAUAAAUUGGCCAAAUUUCCCACUCCAUUUCACUUCCAAAAAAAAAAAAAAAAACACGGUGGCCGGUUCCAACCAUGUGGGCGACGCCAACGACCAUCUCCUUCCCUCCGAGCGCCAACCCCGUACGGAUACGGAUACCCAUUCUCCGCACAAAUCGUACGGAAUUCAAUUCUUUGAAGCUCAGAGCUUCCUUCUUCGAUUAUCCUCUUGCCAGCAGAAUCAUCGUUAGAAAUCUACCAUAUUCAACCAGUGAAAGAAGUUUGCUCGAGAAUUUUUCAAACUUUGGCCAGAUAGCCGAAGUAAAACUCAUAAAGGACAAAAUGACAAGAAGGUCCAAAGGGUUUGCCUUCAUCCAAUUUACCAGUCAAGAUGAUGCUAUGCUUGCCAUAGAAAACAUGGAUCAUCAGAAUCUUGAUGGCAGGCUGAUUUAUGUAGAAAUAGCAAAACCUGGGAAAGAUGCUUUCGGAGGAUAUCUGAGAACCUCCGGUCCCCCAAAACAGCAGCAGCAUUUACAGGUACUAGAGGAAGCAGCCGAUUGUUGGUACUGACGAUGAAGAAGUGUAGUAAACGCAACGGAUUUAGCGAACAAUUAUGGCAAUUAUUGAGAUAAAAAAAAAACAACAACAAUGGAGGAGAGCAUACACAACUAGAUUUCCAAUAAUAUGAUCAAUGCUCUGUCAGUGCAUUAACAAGCGUUUCAAUCUCUGUUAUGUUACUAGCAUCUUUGAUGUAAGAUAUGUCUAAAGCUUGUAAAACAAAAAGAAACGACAUUUGUUUUUAGAUGCAAAGGAUAGAAAUAACACAGCGCCUAAAGGCAAAGGAGGCCAAGGCAUCUGAUUUUUUUUCUUCUAUUGAGUUGAAUACUAAAUAUGUGAUUUUA
Morus notabilis is the source of this 924-nucleotide messenger RNA. Its product is annotated as glycine-rich RNA-binding protein 4, mitochondrial. The transcript is spliced from 4 exons. Bases 119 to 592 code for a protein of 157 amino acids. Gene Ontology annotation, molecular function: RNA binding. NCBI's taxonomy places the organism in Eukaryota, Viridiplantae, Streptophyta, Magnoliopsida, Rosales, Moraceae. The record is from RefSeq and is a predicted model, not a curated record.